GAGUUACUAGUUUGAUCAUCGAGGGAAUACUAUAGGGAGAAUAAUAACUAUUUUUAUGAAGCAACAUUAUGAACAGUUUCGAUUAAUUUGAACUACAUAUAUUUAAUAACAAAUAUAUUUAAAAUAUAUUUUUAUAUUUAAAACCACUGAUUGAAUUUAAAAUUUCUUUAUGUUCAAUAAGUCCCUAGGGUAUGUUAGUAAACAGAUGAGAGGUUAGGAUUCACACUGUCAAAAAUAUUCAUCGUUCACAACACGUGAUCUUUUAUAUUUUCAAUUGAAUGAUAUAAUAUUAGGACUGAUAUCUGGUGCAAAUAGCGUUUAAAAGAAAGGCGAUUUAAGGAUUUGUGAACACAGAACGAUAGAAUGGCAAAAUCAAUUCGAAGCAAAUGGAGAAGGAAGUGUAGAGCAAUUAAAAGAGAACGUUAUGCAGCAAAGGAAUUGGAGAGAUUGAAAAAAACAUUAGGCAUCACAGAAAAUGGUUCAGUGGACAGUGAAAUGAAAGAGAUAUCAGAAAUAGCAACUGUCGUUGACGCAAAGUUUAUAAAAGAUACUGCAAAAACAAAAGAAAAUGAAGGAGGUAACUCAGAAAAUAUGGAAGUAGAUAAGGAAGGUAAGGUAUAUAGUAAAAGGACAAUGCGUGACCAAUAUGGAAAUUAUCCGGUAUGGAUGAACAGAAGAAAAAUUGCUAAAUUCAAAAAAGGUAGAGCAAAGUCACAAAAAAGUGGUAUGAAAUCAAAGAAAAGAUUAACUAGAAGACAGAAGAAGGCAACAAAACAGAAUUAACUUUUGUAUCAUAUUAGUAAUACUAAUUGAUGUCUUUUUAUUCAACUCUACAUGUAAUUGUAUAAAAAU
Messenger RNA from Nomia melanderi (Alkali bee), 852 nucleotides. Its product is annotated as protein LLP homolog. NCBI's taxonomy places the organism in Eukaryota, Metazoa, Arthropoda, Insecta, Hymenoptera, Halictidae. Gene Ontology annotation, biological process: dendrite extension. The record is from RefSeq and is a predicted model, not a curated record. Gene Ontology annotation, molecular function: RNA binding. Gene Ontology annotation, cellular component: nucleolus.